AUACUUAUUCGAUCUUCGAUCUCAUUUUCUCCGUUUCUAAUUUAUUCCUAUCAUGUCAGUUGUAACAGUUUUUGUACAAAGUGAAAACGCGUCUUCUGAAAGACGCUUUGAUGUCAGUCUUACAAUAAAACAGCUCAAGGUGAAACUAGAACCUAUUACGGGUAUUCCUGCUGAUUCACAAGUUUUACAAUUAUAUAAUGGCGAUACUAUGAUCACGUCUAUAGAAGGGGAUAAUUAUAUGAUUGGAGACUUUCCGGUGAACAAUUUUAUGACACUUAAAGUUAAUGAUGCGAAUCCUAAUAAUAAUAAAAACAAAUUUACAGAUCUAUCAUCUGUGGAAAAAUAUGAAUUACCCGACGAUGAAUAUGCUAAACGAUCAGACUCGGUGCUUGCAUUUAAGCAACGUAAUAAAUUAGGAAGAUUUUCUGAUGCUAAAUCGUCGACUUCAAAUGCUUCUCAGACAUUUGAAGAGGAAGCAAAAAACAUUAAAGUUGGUGAUCGAUGUGAAGUUGAUUUUGGUGAAGGAAAUGAAGAAGGAUUAAAAAGACGUGGUAUUGUGAAAUUUGUUGGUGAAACUAAAUUUAAGCCGGGUUAUUGGGUUGGUGUUCAAUAUGAUGAGCCAGUUGGAAAACACGAUGGAACUGUUCAAGGAGAAAAGUAUUUUGAAAGUCCUCCAAAACAUGGUGCAUUUGUUAGACCAAAUAAAGUAAAAGUUGGCGACUAUCCUGAAGAAACUUUUGAAGAAGAAAUGUAGAAAUAAAUUGGUUGACAUUUAUUUAUUGUUGAAUUUUUUUUAUAAACAAGUUAUAAUAUGAUACAAAUACAACAAAAUAUUUUAGAAAUUAUGCGGUUUAAUGCAUGUGCAAUAUAAUAUUACUAAUAUUAAAGAAAUUAUUAUAAAUUAUUAUCACUUAAUUUAUGAAUUAAUUUGAUUUCCGGAGAUUUUUUUUGUUAUAAAUAUACAAAAAAUAAACGAAUAAU
Messenger RNA from Rhizophagus irregularis DAOM 181602=DAOM 197198, 981 nucleotides. RefSeq lists its product as uncharacterized. Gene Ontology annotation, biological process: post-chaperonin tubulin folding pathway; tubulin complex assembly; cytoplasmic microtubule organization. NCBI's taxonomy places the organism in Eukaryota, Fungi, Glomeromycota, Glomeromycetes, Glomerales, Glomeraceae. Gene Ontology annotation, molecular function: microtubule plus-end binding; alpha-tubulin binding. The record is from RefSeq and is a predicted model, not a curated record. Gene Ontology annotation, cellular component: nucleus; cytoplasm; microtubule plus-end.